Messenger RNA from Priapulus caudatus, 1989 nucleotides. RefSeq names its product ATP synthase subunit alpha, mitochondrial-like. Gene Ontology annotation, biological process: proton transmembrane transport; proton motive force-driven ATP synthesis. The record is from RefSeq and is a predicted model, not a curated record. Gene Ontology annotation, molecular function: ADP binding; proton-transporting ATP synthase activity, rotational mechanism; ATP binding. NCBI's taxonomy places the organism in Eukaryota, Metazoa, Priapulida, Priapulimorpha, Priapulimorphida, Priapulidae.
GCAGACACGGAGGACGUCCUCGCAGGCCGCCAUAUCGCCGGUGUUGUAAGGUUGAUUACAAGAUAGAGAAAUGCUUACAGCAAGAAUUGCUGCAACGCUAGUCCGGCAAUUGCCGCGACAUGCUACAAAGAAAUGGCAGGGCGCAAUGGCAGCUGGAUUGGUGGCCCACAGAAACUUUACCACAUCAAAAAGAUAUUCAGCAAAAAUUGGCUCUGCGGAAGUUUCAACGAUUCUUGAGGAGAGGAUUAUGGGUAAGGGAACACAGGCCAACCUAGAGGAGACGGGACGAGUGCUGUCCAUCGGUGACGGUAUCGCUCGUGUCUAUGGACUCAUGAACAUCCAGGCUGAGGAGAUGGUGGAGUUUUCCUGUGGGCUAAAGGGCAUGGCGUUGAACUUGGAGCCUGACAACGUCGGUGUGGUAGUGUUCGGUAACGACAAGCUUAUCAAGGAGGGAGAUAUUGUCAAGAGAACCGGUGCCAUCGUGGACGUGCCCGUCGGAGAGGAACUGCUGGGACGUGUAGUCGAUGCUCUGGGUCAGCCUAUUGACGGAAUGGGGCCUCUGAUUGGAAAGGAUCGCAGAAGGGUUGGCCUGAAGGCACCUGGCAUCAUUCCGCGCCAAUCUGUGAAGGAGCCCAUGUUGACGGGAAUCAAGGCUGUCGACAGUCUUGUGCCCAUCGGCCGUGGCCAGAGAGAGUUGAUCAUCGGUGACAGACAGACUGGUAAAACUGCCAUUGUUGACGCGAUCAUCAACCAGAAGUCGUUCAAUACUGGCGCAGAUGAGAAGAAGAAGCUCUACUGUAUCUAUGUCGCCAUUGGUCAGAAGAGAAGUACCGGUCAGCUGGUCAAGAGGUUGAGCAAUGCUGAUGCCAUGAAGUACACCAUCGUCGUCUCGGCCACCGCGUCCGAUGCCGCCCCGCUGCAGUACCGCCCAUACUCCGGUUGCUCAAUGGGAGAGUACUUCAGAGACAAUGGCAAACAUGGACUCAUCAUCUACGACGAUCUGAUUUCGAAGCAGGCUGUGGCCUAUCGCCAGAUGUCGCUACUGCUGCGUCGCCCACCCGGUCGUGAGGCAUACCCCGGUGAUGUGUUCUACCUCCACUCUAGACUGCUGGAGAGAGCUGCCAAGAUGAGCGAGGCAUACGGUGGUGGCUCCCUGACAGCCCUGCCUGUUAUUGAGACACAGGCCGGUGACGUGUCGGCUUACAUCCCCACCAACGUGAUCUCCAUCACUGACGGCCAGAUCUUCUUGGAGACGGAGUUGUUCUACAAGGGUAUCCGUCCCGCCAUCAACGUCGGUCUGUCUGUGAGCCGUGUCGGAUCUGCUGCCCAGACCAAAUCAAUGAAGCAGGUGGCAGGGUCCAUGAAGCUCGAGCUGGCCCAGUACCGUGAGGUAGCCGCGUUCGCUCAGUUUGGCUCCGACCUUGACGCCGCCACACAGGCGCUGCUGACCAGAGGCGUGCGAUUGACCGAGCUGCUGAAGCAGGGACAAUACAUGCCGAUGCCCGUGGAGCAGCAGGUGGCUGUGAUCUAUGCCGGCGUGCGAGGCAUGCUGGACAAGCUAGACCCCGCCCUCGUCACUAGCUUCGAGCGCGAGUUUGUGAAGCACAUCAAGGCGACGCAGCAGGAACUUCUCGCAGUCAUCGCCAAGGAGGGCAAGCUCUCCCCCGAGUCGGACAAGAAGCUGAAGGAACUCGUCGCGAAAUUCCUAGAAACGCACGAGUUCUAAGACCAUAGCUGUGUUUAUUAUUUAAUCAAUAAAUUGUUACCGCACACGCUGUGUGCCGAAGGUCUCGUCAGGGGGCGCCGUGUCAAGCCGAAAACGAUCAUUUUAGUGCUUCAGAGUUAUUCUAAUCACUUACUAAAAUGUAGGCACCAGGUAGAGGAGUACGAGACCACUCCGUCUGUAUGUACAAUUAGUAAAUGCCAUUGGGGGGGUGUAUGUGUACAUUGUUGAAAGUUUCCUAAUGGAAUAAAGGUAAUUCUCAUUGA